Solanum verrucosum is the source of this 1355-nucleotide messenger RNA. RefSeq names its product UDP-glucosyltransferase 29-like. Gene Ontology annotation, molecular function: UDP-glycosyltransferase activity. NCBI's taxonomy places the organism in Eukaryota, Viridiplantae, Streptophyta, Magnoliopsida, Solanales, Solanaceae. The record is from RefSeq and is a predicted model, not a curated record.
AUUUACUAAUGGAGGCCAAGAAAAACACCAUUAGUAUACUUAUGUUACCAUGGCUAGCCCAUGGUCACAUAAGUCCAUUUUUAGAACUAGCCAAAAAACUCACAAAUAGAAAUUUCCAUAUUUACUUAUGUUCCACUCCAAUAAACCUAAGUUCCAUCAAGAAAAAUGUCACAAAAAAAUAUUGUGAAUCAAUAGAAUUAGUUGAGCUUCAUCUUCCAUCUUUACCAAAUCUUCCUCCUCAUUACCACACCACCAAUGGUCUCCCUCCCCAUCUCAUGAACACCCUAAAAAAAGCAUUCGAAAACGCCUCUCCAAAUUUUUCCAAAAUAUUACAAACUCUUAAUCCAGACUUAGUCAUUUAUGACUUCAAUCAACCAUGGGCUGCUGAGUUCGCGUCCUCUAUGAACAUUCCUGCCAUACAAUUCCUCACUUUUAGCGCUAUUGUUGCUUUAUUAGCUCUCCACAUCAUGUUUGAUAAGUCGGGAGAAAAAUUUCCAUUUCCUGAAAUAUACCUGCGUGAACAUGAGAUGCUUCAAAUCAAGAAAUCAUUAGAAGAAUCCAAAGAUGAGAAUUAUAAGGACCCAUUCAAUGAUGCUCUUAGACUAUCUCGCGAUAGUUUUUUGGUGAAAACUUCUAGAGAUUUCGAAGGUAAAUAUAUAGAUUAUCUCUCAAAAUUAGUUUCCAAGAAAAUUGUUCCUGUUGGAUCGCUAGUUCAAGAUUCCAUUGAUCAAGAUCAUGAUCAUGAGGAGAUCAUCAUGCAAUGGCUUGACAAGAAAGAAGAAUGUUCAAGUGUGUUUGUGUCAUUUGGGAGUGAGUAUUUUCUAUCAAAGGAAGAAAUGCAUGAAGUAGCACAAGGGUUAGAGCUUAGCAAAGUAAACUUCAUUUGGGUAAUUAGGUUUCCACAAGGUGAAAAAAAUAGUAUUCAAGAUGUAUUACCACAAGGAUUUUUAGAAAGGGUAGGGGAAAGAGGAAUGGUUUUGGAAAAAUGGGCUCCACAAGCCGCAAUUCUACAACACAGGAGUACUGGUGGAUUCGUGAGUCAUUGUGGAUGGAGUUCUGUUAUGGAAAGUAUGAAGUUUGGUGUGCCUAUAAUUGCAAUGCCAAUGCAUAUUGACCAACCAAUGAAUGCUAGGAUUGUGGAAUAUAUUGGUAUGGGAGUUGAAGCAUUGAGGGAUGAGAAUGGGAAGUUACAAAGCGAAGAAAUUGCAAAAGUGAUAAGGGAAGUGGUAAUUGAAGAAAGUGGUGAAGGUGUGAGGAAGAAAACUAAAGAAUUGAGUGAGAAAAUGAAUAUGAAAGGGGAUGAAGAGAUAGAUGGAGUAGUGGAGGAGUUGGUUGCACUUUGUAACAACAAAUGA